Messenger RNA from Xenopus laevis (African clawed frog), 9832 nucleotides. RefSeq names its product activating signal cointegrator 1 complex subunit 3 L homeolog (gene ascc3.L). Gene Ontology annotation, cellular component: RQC-trigger complex; cytosol; nuclear speck. The record is from RefSeq and is a predicted model, not a curated record. Lineage: Eukaryota; Metazoa; Chordata; Amphibia; Anura; Pipidae. Gene Ontology annotation, molecular function: nucleic acid binding; hydrolase activity; nucleotide binding. Bases 204 to 6818 code for a protein of 2204 amino acids. The transcript is spliced from 42 exons.
CUAGCUGACGCAGAGUUACGCCGCCUCGUCACUCCCCGAAGGCGGCUACGUAAUACGGCACUGCGUUUACGUGUAGUCGUGACGCCAGUCUCGCGUGAGGAGACAUGUGGCGUUGGAGUUUUCUGUAAAGACUAGGAACCUGUCUCUUCCUCGUGGCAGCAGAAUCUAAUUUUUCAUCCUAUGGAUCACUGAAUAAGGAAGAGAUGGUUUUACCUCGUCUCACAGGAGCUCUGCGUUCUUUUUCAAAUGUCACCAGGCAGGAUGAUUACAGGGGAGAUUCGUCAGACCUGAUGACCAAAAGAUCAAAGUUGCGUGAACAAGUUUUGGAGUCUGACCUUACUUGGAAGAAAAUAACUCAAUUUAUCACUGGCAUAUUGGACAAGAAGGAGCAUGAAGCAAUAAAAGAGAACUUAAAAGAAAUAUUACAGGCGGCAAAACAGAUUGUGGGAACCGACCAUGGACAAGAAGCAAUUGAAAGUGGAGCAGCAUACCUCUUCAGAAUUUUAUAUGAUAAGGAAAGUAUUGGCCAAAUUGAGACUAUGGCCAUCAAACAAAUGUUUGGACCAUUUCCAUCUUCAUCUGCUACAGCAGUAUCCAAUGCAACAUAUAAAAUUGUGUCCAGGCUAAAUCAGGACAAACUAAAGAAACUUGAACUUCUUUUCCGGGAACAAAGGGAUGAAGGUUCAGAGUUCUUUGGAAAAAAUUUGACCUUUUCAUUAGACAUGUAUACACUAGAGGAGAUCGAGGAUAUGCCCUUAAGUAGGAAUACUGAAACCGAAGACAUAACUCUGGAUUUUAGAAAAUUUCAUAGUGACCACAUAGAAACAUCUGAUGGUGGCCAGCCAAGACACAACCGAAAUUAUGAAACAGAGGAUGACAGUUCAUUUCUAUAUGAUGAAGUGCAGAAGUAUGUUGUGCAUAACUUACAAAGCAGUUCUGGUGGUCCCACAGUUGAUGAUUUGUGUAGUACUUUGUUUGAGAUGCUUGCAUCCAUGAAAAGUAAUGAUGAGCUUCAGAAUGAGUUAUUCGAACUCUUGGGCCCAGAAGGGCUGACCUUCAUUGAAACAUUACUUCAGCAAAGGCAAAAAAUUUUGGAGAAAUCUCUGAACUACAGUAACACAAUCCAUAUGUCUCAAGAGCAACGCAUAAAAAACUUUGGAGAAAGCACGAAGCCUAAUUACGGAUGUCAAGUUACUGUUCAGUCUGAGGUGGAAAAGCAGCUAAUGAAACAAUAUCGUCGAGAAGAAAAAAGAAACGCCAAGCGAGACAAACGGCUAGGAGAUGACGGAGGAGACAUUUUAGGAGAAGGACUUGUAGGCUUUGAUCCCAGGGAGUUACGGAUGCAAAGAGAGCAUGCACUUUCCAAUGCACGGACCAUGCCAAUUUUAGGAAAAGAGAGAGACUAUUGGGAAAGGAUUCAAUACCCACAUGUUUAUGAUUCACAUGCGGAAGCCAUGAAAACAUCUGCAUUCAUUGGUGGUGCCAAGCUGCUUCUUCCAGAGGGGAUUCAAAGAGAAAACAACAAAAUGUAUGAAGAAGUAAAAAUUCCAGUUUCAGAACCAAUGCCUAUUGGUUUUGAAGAGAAACCGGUUUACAUCAAAGAUUUGGAUGAGGUUGGACAGCUUGUUUUUAAAGGAUUGAAACGUCUAAAUCGUAUACAGUCGAUUGUGUUUGAGACUGCUUAUAACACCAAUGAGAACAUGCUCAUCUGUGCACCUACGGGAGCUGGCAAGACCAACAUUGCUAUGUUAACUGUUUUGCAUGAAAUUCACCAAAAUAUCGAACAAGGUGUUAUAAAAAAGGAUGCAUUUAAGAUUGUGUAUGUAGCUCCAAUGAAGGCCCUGGCAGCUGAGAUGACAAAUUACUUCAGCAAGCGUCUAGAGCCACUGGGUAUCACUGUAAAAGAGCUGACUGGUGAUAUGCAGCUGUCAAAAGGUGAAAUUUUACGAACACAGAUGUUAGUUACCACGCCUGAGAAGUGGGAUGUCGUCACCAGAAAGAGUGUUGGUGAUGUUGCCCUGUCCCAACUUGUAAGACUUAUGAUAUUGGAUGAGGUGCAUCUGCUUCAUGAAGACAGAGGGCCUGUAUUGGAAAGUUUGGUAGCACGAACAUUACGGCAGGUGGAAUCAACACAGAGUAUGAUCAGGAUUCUGGGUCUUUCUGCUACUCUUCCCAAUUACCUAGAUGUGGCUUCAUUCCUGCAUGUCAAUCCUUACAUUGGCCUUUUCUUUUUUGAUGGACGCUUCCGGCCUGUUCCUCUUGGACAAACAUUUAUUGGAAUAAAAUCAACCAACAAGACUCAACAACUCCAUGACAUGGAAGAGGUUUGUUAUGAAAAAGUUUUGAAGGAAAUUAAAGCUGGUAGACAGGUGAUGGUCUUUGUUCAUGCCAGAAAUUCUACUGUGAGAACAGCAAUGGCCUUGAGAGAACUUGCUAAAAACAAUGGGCACAGUUUAUAUUUCUUACCAAACCAAGGACCUGAAUAUGGGCAAGCUGAAAAGCAGGUGCAAAGGUCCAGAAAUAAGCAGCUAAGAGAGUUGUUUCCAGAUGGAUUUAGUAUUCAUCACGCAGGCAUGCUGCGGCAAGAUAGGAGUUUGGUGGAAAACCUUUUUUCACAGGGACAUAUCAAAGUCCUGGUUUGUACAGCCACAUUAGCCUGGGGUGUCAAUCUCCCUGCUCAUGCUGUUAUCAUUAAGGGAACACAGAUCUAUGAUGCCAAAAGAGGAUCGUUUGUUGACCUUGGAAUCCUGGAUGUCAUGCAGAUCUUUGGCCGAGCUGGUCGACCUCAGUUUGAUAAGUUUGGAGAAGGAACUAUCAUUACCACUCACGAUAAGCUUAGCCACUACCUGACUCUUCUUACACAGCAAAAUCCUAUAGAAAGUCAGUUUCUUCAAAGCCUUGCUGACAAUCUCAAUGCGGAGAUUGCGCUUGGAACAGUUACUAACGUAGAAGAAGCAGUGAAGUGGCUAAGUUACACAUACCUGUAUGUAAGGAUGAGAGCAAAUCCUUUAGUUUAUGGCAUCAGCCACAAGGUUUACCAGAUGGAUCCUGCUUUGGAGAAGCACAGGGAACAGCUUGUAAUUGAAGCGGGACGUAAGUUGGACAAAGCUCGUAUGAUUCGCUUUGAAGAGAGAACUGGAUUCUUUUCCUCAACGGACUUGGGUAGAACUUCAAGUCACUUCUACAUUAAAUACAACACAAUUGAGACAUUUAAUGAAUUAUUUGAUGCCCACAAAACAGAAGGAGACAUAGUGGCUAUUGUGUCAAAAGCUGAGGAAUUUGAGCAAAUAAAGGUGCGUGAUGAGGAAAUUGAAGAACUAGAACACUUAAUUGACAAUUACUGUGAACUCCAUGUGGCUGGUGGAGUAGAAAACAGUUAUGGAAAGAUAAACAUUCUUCUUCAGACUUACAUUGGCAGAGGAGAAAUUGACAAUUUCUCACUCAUCUCUGAUUCUGCGUAUGUUGCUCAGAAUGCUGCUCGAAUAGUUCGUGCUCUGUUUGAGGUUGCCUUAAGAAAAAGAUGGCCUGCAAUGACACAUAGGCUUCUGAACCUUAGCAAAAUCAUUGAUAAGCGACUGUGGGGUUGGGCAAGCCCCCUAAGGCAAUUCUCUAUUCUUCCACCUUCUGUUCUGUCAAAACUAGAGGAGAGGAAAUUAACCAUAGAUAAACUGAAAGACAUGAGAAAAGAUGAAAUUGGUCACAUGCUGCAUCAUGUGAACAUCGGGCUAAAGGUCAAACAAUGCGUCCAUCAAAUUCCAUCCAUUACAAUGGAAGCCACAAUCCAACCAAUUACCCGAACAGUCCUCCGAGUUCGAUUGAACAUCAAUCCUGACUUUAAAUGGAGCGAUCAGGUACAUGGAACUGUUGGGGAGCCUUGGUGGAUUUGGGUUGAGGAUCCAACUAAUGAUCACAUCUAUCAUUCAGAAUAUUUUCUUCUCCAAAAGAAACAGGUUGUCACCAAAGAACCCCAAUUGUUGGUGUUUACAAUUCCAAUCUUUGAGCCCUUACCUUCUCAAUACUAUAUUCGAGCGGUUUCAGACAGAUGGUUAGGAGCUGAAGCAGUCUGCAUCAUUAAUUUUCAACAUUUAAUUUUGCCGGAGAGACAUCCUCCACACACUGAAUUGCUGGACCUUCAGCCUUUGCCGACCACAGCCCUGGGUCAUGGCCAUUAUGAAGCUCUCUACAAAUUUACACACUUUAACCCAGUUCAGACUCAGAUCUUUCACACACUCUAUCACACAGACUCCAAUGUUCUUCUUGGGGCACCCACAGGCUCUGGGAAGACUGUAGCUGCUGAGCUGGCCAUUUUCCGGGUCUUCAAUAAGUAUCCAACAUCCAAGGCUGUAUACAUUGCUCCUCUCAAGGCCUUGGUACGAGAGAGAAUAGAAGACUGGAAAGUAAGAAUUGAAGAAAAACUUGGUAAAAAGGUUGUGGAGCUGACUGGUGAUGUUACCCCUGAUAUGAGAGCCAUUGCUGAAGCUGACUUAAUUGUUACUACCCCAGAGAAGUGGGACGGAGUCAGUAGAAGUUGGCAAAACAGAAGCUACGUUCAGAAAGUUUCCAUCCUCAUUAUUGAUGAAAUCCAUUUGCUUGGGGAUGAGAGAGGACCUGUGCUAGAGGUGAUAGUAUCUCGUACAAACUUCAUUUCAUCACAUACUGAGAAAACUGUGCGGGUAGUUGGUUUGUCAACUGCUCUAGCUAAUGCUCGAGACCUAGCAGAUUGGCUGGGAAUUAGUCAGAUGGGACUGUUUAAUUUCCGUCCUUCGGUUCGGCCAGUUCCUUUGGAAGUUCACAUUCAGGGUUUCCCUGGCCAACAUUACUGCCCACGAAUGGCUAGUAUGAACAAACCUUCAUUUCAAGCCAUUAGAAGCCAUUCACCUGCAAAGCCAGUCCUUAUCUUUGUGUCAUCCAGGCGUCAGACUCGACUAACUGCCUUAGAUCUGAUUGCAUUUUUGGCAACUGAAAAUGACCCUAAGCAGUGGUUAAAUAUGGAUGAAAGAGAGAUGAAUGAUAUUAUUGCAACAUUAAAGGAUUCCAAUCUGAAACUGACUCUUGCAUUUGGCAUUGGAAUGCAUCAUGCAGGCUUGCAUGAACGGGAUCGACGGACAGUGGAAGAGUUGUUUGUCAACUGCAAAAUACAAGUCCUUAUUGCCACUAGCACACUGGCUUGGGGUGUGAAUUUUCCAGCCCAUUUAGUAAUUGUGAAAGGAACUGAAUUCUACGAUGGAAAGACAAAACGAUAUGUGGAUUAUCCCAUUACAGAUGUGCUUCAAAUGAUGGGUCGUGCUGGUAGACCUCAGUUUGAUGACCAGGGAAAAGCUGUGAUCUUAGUCCAUGAUAUAAAAAAAGAUUUUUACAAGAAAUUCCUGUAUGAACCAUUCCCAGUUGAGUCAAGUUUGUUGGAAGUAUUGUCCGACCAUCUAAAUGCAGAGAUUGCAGCCGGAACCAUUACAUCAAAGCAAGACGCAAUGGACUAUAUUACAUGGACAUACUUCUUCCGUCGACUCAUGAUGAACCCAAGUUAUUACAAUUUGGAAGAUAUUGGACAUGAAACAAUGAACAAAUUCCUUUCAAAUCUUGUAGAAAAGUCACUGAUCGAUUUGGAGUGUUCCUACUGCAUAGAGAUAGCAGAGGAUAAUCGAAGUAUUGAGCCACAAACCUAUGGACGUAUUGCUUCCUAUUACUAUUUAAAACACCAGACUGUACGGAUGUUCAAGGACCAUUUAAAAUCGGAUUGCAGUGUAGAAGACCUGCUCUCCGUACUUUGUGAAUCCGAGGAAUAUGCUGAUCUCCCAGUAAGACACAAUGAGGACCAAAUGAACAGUGAGUUGGCAAGAAACCUUCCUAUUGAAGUCAAUCCUCAUUCGAUGGAUAGUGCCCACACCAAGACACAUCUGCUUCUACAAGCCCAUUUUAGUAGGGCUGUGUUACCCUGCCCUGAUUAUGCCACUGACACCAAAACCGUUUUGGAUAAUGCAAUCAGAAUUUGCCAGGCAAUGUUGGAUGUUGCAGCUCACCACGGUUGGCUCGUGACCGCUUUAAAUAUUACUCAUUUGGUGCAAAUGGUGGUUCAGGCUCGAUGGAUGCAUGAUUCUUGCCUGCUAACUGUUCCAAACUUAGAGAAGAACCAUCUUCAUCUAUUUACCAAAUGGAACCAAGGAAAGCGGAAAGCUAUAUCAAGAGAUUUCACUGGCCCCAUUGAGUGUCUCCCGGAACUGAUUGCCGUAUGUGAUGGAAGGGAAGAAAUAUUCACCAACAUUCUAGAACAUGAUCUGCAAGUGACACACAUUUCCCAGGCAUGGAAUUUUGUAUCAAAUCUUCCAGUGAUAGAUGUUAGUCUCAAUAUCAAAGGGUGGUGGGAGAAUGAAAACCAGACGUUGCCUGUUCAUACCGUACCCCCAGGAAAACAAGACAAAAAAUGGAUGAUGCUUCAUGCCGAUCAAGAAUAUGUUCUUCAAGUAAACUUGCAGAGAAUUCGUGCAGGAUACAAAAAGGGCAGACAAGACAGCAAAGCAGUUGCUCCAAAAUUUCCAAAAGCCAAAGAUGAAGGAUGGUUUUUAAUUCUGGGUGAAGUGGACAAGAAAGAACUUAUUGCACUGAAAAGAAUUGGAUAUGUUAGGAAUAGGAAUUCUGUAUCAGUGGCAUUUUACACUCCAGAAAACACGGGAAGGUAUAUUUAUACAUUAUAUCUGAUGAGUGAUAGCUAUCUUGGCAUGGACCAACAAUAUGACCUAUAUCUAAACGUUGUUCCAGCUAGUAUAUCAGCACAAGUCAACUCUGAGGUCACUGGGGCUCUCGGCGAACUAGCUCUGAAGUAACCUGAUCUUACAAUGCUACUGCAAGAACUGUUUUUUUUCUGUAAAAACAGCUGUUAAUUCAUUCUGGACUGCAAGAAACUGCUUCAUGCCUCCCUAGGGAAAUCAACUUUCAACCUCAGUGCACUUAAGAAUUUGGAUGGGUUUGCUGGAUCACCUUGGAAAUUUCAAAACACAAUUUUUUUCAACACAAUGCCAAAUGGGCCUUACAGAUAACUGCCAUUUUACAAAAUGAGUGGACCAUGUAUUUCUGUUCUCUAUUGUAAUUCUGCCUAGUGUAAAAAAAAAAUACUAUUAGCCCCAUUGAUUAGCAAAGUAACGUUCAGUUGAUGGGAUCAAUCGAGGACUUGGCGCCUGCUUCUAUUGUUUCUUUUUCAAUGGAUGAUUAGUGGGAAUUAUUUCCGAUUCCACUUGCACAUAAUAUAAAAAAGGAACAAUAACCUGAAGACAGAAUAUAUGUUCACGCAUCAUUUUUGACGUUAUUGUAGAAAUGACUGUAACUGUCUCAAACAAUGUUUUGUUGUAAGUUAUGUCAACCUGGUAUUUUGUAUUUUCUUAACAGUAAUAUUUCUGGAGAUCGCAGGAAUGUUUAUUCUGCUUAGAAAAUCAAUACCAGUGGCUAGUACUAAUUUAGGUUUCGUAGCCAAUGCAAAGAAUAUAUACACAUAUAUAAAUAUAUAUAUAAUACGGGUACAUACAUACCGACACCCAUGCUCAUUCAUUUUAGGUCUGGCAGAGAAUAAACAAGCUGGGCCUUCCUGCCAAUAGUAACUCAGUUGGUCUGACAAACUUGAUGGGUUACUCCCAAUACUUUUGAACAAAAAUCACAAGCUGCAUGAUUGUAGCACAAUUUUAGUGCAAUUUAAAUGUGAUGCCGUUGAGAUGAAUAGAAAUACAAGGCUCAUCAGGUCUCAUUGAACGCGCUGCAUGCUACGACUUUGGUUGACCGUUCAGUUGGCAUCACUGGUGGUGUUUGCUGUAUUUCAUUUAACUUGCUCAGUUAAUGGCUAGUUUAAAUUAGGUCUAAAAUUGCCAGUUUGGGUACAAUAUAGCUGGUAGAGACUUAGAUAAGCCGUACUUUCUCUUCAUUUAUUUCUAGUUGUGUUUUUUUCACUUUCUGUUCUACCCGUCUCCAGCUUGGCAGUGUGUCCUCACCAACCAUAAAUAGGUUAUUCCCAAAGCUAGAUUUGUACUGUUUAAAUACCUGAAAAGCUUCAGAAAAAGUUACACUCAAAUAAAAACGAAGACCAGUUAAAACUGUCUUAUAGUAUCACUAUUUACAUCAUACUGAGAGUUGAUUCCAUAGUGGACUAAUCAUCUUAAGACACACACACACAGGGCCUUUAGUCUAUGGAGGGACCAUUGUGAAUUCUUUUCCUCCCUCUUAUGAGUUUCUAAAGUACCCGGACUGUAUGUAAUAGUUGUAAGUGUUCUAGUAUUUCUGGAAACAAAAUAAUAUCAUUGAUAAUGAUCAUUAUUGCAUCCCAUUUGGCUGGUAUGUUUCUUCCAACAUUCUUUUCUUAAUCCCUAUAAAAAACCCAUGAAAAUGGAUUUAUAUAUAUUCUGUUUUCUUAUGGUCAUUUAUAUUCAUCUGACUUUGCCUUAAUUAUUUUUAGUAUUUUUUUUUUUUUUUUAAAUGUUCUUAGAUCUUGAAUUGGAAAGGAUACUGCACUUUUCUGAAAGUCAUGACAUCAGAGUAUGUUUGGUAUCCACAGCCAGUCUGAAACCAUCAGAUGUCAUACCCUGGGCCUCAGAGGGACACCCCUAUUGAUGCCAUUGGUAAAACUGUCAGAUUGUUUCUCUAUGGAAAGGAUGUAGAUUCUGUUUUGCUUUUGUAGAAGUAGAAAUGUCCACCAGACGUCCUCUGUGUAGCAACUAGGCUUUUAUGAUGUUUUAUCGGCUUUCUUCUCAGUCUGGUGUUGCUAGGAUUUCUGCGUUGCCUUCAGACUCUAUGGGGGUUGUUUAUCAAAUGUCGAGUUUUAGAGGUUUGUGAGGUUUUUUUAUACCUCAAAUUAAUUAACAACUCUAAUAUUUUCUGAUUUAAGAAAAAACUGGAAUGGAUAAAACUCGAAUCAGUGAAUUCAUUGAAACUUGAAUCGCUCGAUUUAAUCGAGUUUUCAAACGAAAACCCAUCGAUAAAAACAAACAUCAUAAAGGCUAUUAACAUCUUCAAAAGGUUCACGGGACCUCUGCCAUUGGCUUCUAGAUGACCUCCACAGGUUUUACUUGGAGUAUUUUCAUAUUCAAGAAAUUUCCAGGUUCGGGGUGUAAUAAAUCUUUAAAAUUUUAGGACUGAAAAAUAUGCUCAAAAAACUCAAAUUUUUCAGGUAAAAAUCGACUUUUGAUAAAUAACCCUCCAAAUGUCUGUCUUCAGCCCUUGAAAUUGCAUUUAUUGCCUUUAGGGUUACCUUAUGCGGCACAUGUCAAUACUGACAUCAUUGAUUACGAAGGUUUUCUAACAUUCACCUAUUCCUUCUCAUUCGUGUAACCCAGGGUGUUGCUCAUUUUAAAACCUGCAACAUCUUAAUAGCAAGUAAUUGGGUAUGCCCUUUAAUUUGUCCCUCAAAUACAGUUUGUACAACCCAGCAACGUCACAUUGAUUUCUGAUGGUUCAAGUUAAACCUUUAGCUUGAGGAGCGUCCUAGGCUGUAAAAUCUCUCCAUAAGACAUAUAUAUCAGAAUAGUUUAUUGGCUUUCUGGAAUCUUUCUUCAAAUAAUUACAACUGAACCAAAAAAUUCUAUACAGUUGCCAUGUAUUAUUCUCUGUGGGCCAGUUCAUAUGAGAGAUAUUUUAUUGGAGCUGCUGGUGGUUGCUACUCUGUAGCCAUGCUAAAGCCAGUGAUGAAAGCUGCUAGAAGCUUUGCAAAGCAAAGUCUCAUCACAACUGAAUUUCUCAUUAGACAAGGUUUUUGUGUAUCAGAUUAGAAAUGAACGUGUUAAUUAAUAUUAAUGUAUGGUUGAAAACACAACUUUGCCUUUGUUGUUCUGGAUACAAAUAAAUGGAAUGAAUCAUCAAA